AAAUGUAAAUUUAAGUAGUAUUUUACUGGGUGACUUCCACUUUUACUUGAGUAUGACAAUUGGGUACCUUUUCCACCACUGGUGGUCGCCUGGCUGCUUCAGUAUGGUAUGCAUGUAUGGACUUUAAAGACAGGACUGUAAAUAUUCCUUCCUUUCGUCCUUCCAUUCUCCAUUGCUUCCUCUCCUCCUUCCUGAUUUGAAAGCAUUGAUAAUGUUCAUCAGCACCUCUGGAGAUUUUUUUUUUGUUUACUGUCAAUAAUGUUUAAUUGUCUGUAUAGAGUCAACAAGGUUGCUAUUCCCCCUGAGAGCAACAGACAGGACAAGAGCCUGAACUGUGAUCAGACAGUGUGGGGUCUCACGUUUGGACCCCGUCCAUCAAAAACACCAACCCCUGGUGAUAAAGCAGCCUCCAAUGAGAGAGAAUCAUCCAGACUGCUUCUGGCCACUGGACAACGGAGUCAACAAGAUAUGGGAUGUUGCAACUGCCACAUCGUCACUGGCUACAAGGACUGGGUCAGCCACUGUCCUCACUGGCCACAAGGACUGGAUUAGCCACUGUCCUCACUGGCCACAAGGACUGGAUCAGACACUGACCUCACUGGCUACAAGGACUGGAUCAACCACUGUCCUCACUGGCUACAAGGACUGGAUCAGCCACUGUCCUCACUGGCCACAAGGACUGGAUCAGCCACUGUCCUCACUGGCUACAAGGACUGGAUCAGCCACUGUCCUCACUGGCUACAAGGACUGGAUCAGCCACUGUCCUCACUGGCCACAAGGACUGGAUCAGCCACUGUCCUCACUGGCCACAAGGACUGGGUCAGCCACUGUCCUCACUGGCUACAAGGACUGGAUCAUCCACUGUCCUCACUGGCUACAAGGACUGGAUCAGCCACUGUCCUCACUGGCUACAAGGACUGGAUCAGCCACUGUCCUCACUGGCUACAAGGACUGGGUCAGACACUGUCCUCACUGGCUACAAGGACUGGAUCAGACACUGUCCUCACUGGCUACAAGGACUGGAUCAGCCACUGUCCUCACUGGCUACAAGGACUGGAUCAGCCACUGUCCUCACUGGCCACAAGGACUGGAUUAGCCUCUGUCCUCACUGGCCACAAGGACUGGAUCAGCCACUGUCCUCACUGGCCACAAGGACUGGGUCAGCCACUGUCCUCACUGGCUACAAGGACUGGAUCAUCCACUGUCCUCACUGGCUACAAGGACUGGAUCAGCCACUGUCCUCACUGGCUACAAGGACUGGGUCAGACACUGUCCUCACUGGCUACAAGGACUGGAUCAGCCACUGUCGUGUUUCAUCAGAUUGCAACAUGGUGGCAUCCUGGUUUGACCAUGUUAGACCCCAUGACUCAACAUACCGGAAUGCUCCUCAGACAAGGAAAAAUGUAUAUGAGUUCGGGAAUAAUGAGAGAAUACUUAUUGGCGUCCAUUUUAAAUUAAUUUGAGUGGUUUGGAAGUAUUGACUAAUGAUAGCAGUCAAGGGAGGAGAGUAUAUUUAUUUAUUUUAACCUUUAUUUAACCAGGCUGUUCAGUUAAGAACAAAAUCGUAUUUACAAUGACGCUGAGCCAAUUGUGCCCCGCCCUAUGGGACUCCCAAUCAUGGCCGGAUGUGAUACAGCCUGGAUUAUUGGCAUCCAUUUGAAAUGUAUGAGUUAUUUGGAAGUAUUGAAUAACUAAUGAUAGCAGUCAAGGGAGGAAAGCUUAUUAUUUGCCUCCAUUUGGAAAGCAUAACAAAAUGGUGGGAAUAUUGUAUGACAGAAGUGACGGAACUUUCUAGGGCCCUGAGGUGAUGCAUCUUUCAUUCCGAUCUUCUCUGAAGUGAUGGUUGAAUAGGUGAAGGCAAGGAUUCUACUUUGUGGUUUAGACAAAUCAGUCAUGUCUGAUCAGCU
This is a messenger RNA of Oncorhynchus gorbuscha (pink salmon), 1907 nucleotides long. RefSeq lists its product as uncharacterized. The transcript is spliced from 2 exons. The coding region runs from base 413 to 1096 and encodes 227 amino acids. NCBI's taxonomy places the organism in Eukaryota, Metazoa, Chordata, Actinopteri, Salmoniformes, Salmonidae. The record is from RefSeq and is a predicted model, not a curated record.